Echinostoma caproni is the source of this 297-nucleotide messenger RNA. NCBI's taxonomy places the organism in Eukaryota, Metazoa, Platyhelminthes, Trematoda, Plagiorchiida, Echinostomatidae. The record is from the annotation of a GenBank genome assembly.
ACCGUAGCAUUUGUACACUUUGGAAACACAAAAAUCGAGCUCCUGUCUCCUCUCGGUCAGGGUAGUCCCGUGGCGAAGUUUCUAGAAAAAAAUAAGAACGGCGGGCUUCAUCACGUUUGUAUAGAGGUUGACAAUUUGGGUGAAGCAAUUAGAGGAAUCAAGAAGAAAAAUUUGCGUUUCCUGGCUCCGGAACCCAAGAUUGGUGCCUGUGGUGUGCCAAUUAUUUUCAUGAAUCCCAAAGACGCAUCUGGAGUUCUAACGGAAUUGGAAGAAUCCCACGAUGCAGAAGGACACUAA